AUGGAUGAGGAAUCCAAAAUGUUUGUACAACCUCCAAAAGAGAUUCCACCACUUGAUACCAAAUCCUUGACCAUCAAGAUAGCGAAUUCCAGCAAGAAAACAAGUAAUGGUAUUCUAAGUAACAUUGUUUCUUCAACUCAAGACUCACUAUCACAGUGCUUACUAGCAAAUUCAUUCUCAUCAUCUCCAUAUAACUCACCUUCACUCGUAUCUCCAUCAUCCUCAGCGUUUGUCUCAGCCUUGCAAUCACCUUACAUUUCUCCAAGGGCUACCUUGUUUCAUAAUUCACCCACAGAAGAUCCCACUCCCGCUGCUACACUCGCCCACCCUUCUCCCCCACUGUCAUCAUACAGUGGCUCUCAGUCUGACGACAUCCCUAGCACUUCCUACACUCCACCUCCAGAAAGGUAUGAUUUUUCUAGUGAUCCCGAUAACACAAAACUCAAAAUUGUGACCUGUGUUCCAGUACCAGGUCCAGACAAUGCUCCUCGUGUUUCAUUUUCAUUCCCUGUCCCUCGAAUUUCCUUUGCAAAAAGUUCUGUUUCGCCUGCUUCCAAUGUUAAACUUAGGAGCUGUGAUGUGUAUAUAGGAUUCCAUGGUCAAAAUCCAAACUUGGUUAGAUUCUGUAAGUGGCUUAAGUCAGAGCUGGAGCUUCAAGGCAUUGCAUGCUUUGUGGCGGACAGAGCAAGUUAUGCAGAAAAUCAGAGCCAUGAGAUUGCUGACCGAGUUAUCUGCUCGGUGACUUUUGGCGUUGUGGUCCUCACUAGGCAAAGUCUUCUUAAUCAUCUAAGUCUGGAGGAAAUAAGGUUCUUUUCACAAAAAAAGAACUUGAUUCCUCUGUUAUUUGAUAUAGACAUUAAUGAGAUAAUCAGCAUCUUUAACCGCCAUGCGGAUAAUAAGGAAUGCAAACAGGGUCUGGAUGGAUUAAUGAAGGCCCAUGAAUUGAGAGUUGAAGCCAACGAAGGUAAUUGGAGGAACUGUGUAUCAAAAGCUGCUGGAAUUUUGAGGACAAGGCUUGGAAGGAAGAGCGUGAUUGAGAAGGAAAUUGAAGGUUUUGAUGAGUUUCCAUUCCCAAGAAAUCGAUGUUUUGUUGGAAGGGAGAAGGAAAUCUUGGAAAUUGAGACUGCAUUUUUUGGUUGUGGGGACAGUUCUGAGCAAGAGGGUAUGGUGACAACUCUCAAAGGAGGAACAACAGGAAAAUCUGAUGAUCUUGCAGAUGAUGAAAGCGAGUUCGACACAAGCAGAGGAGGGAAGUACAUAGAUUUGGAGGUUGGGAACUUCAAGGAGCCCAAUUUAGAGAGUUGGGUGGAACCAGCUGUUGCAAGGAAUUCAUUAAAAAGGCCCAAAUAUAAAAAGUCAAGGAGCGGAAAGUAUAAUAGUUGUGGCAGCAGUAUUGUAUGCAUUAAUGGAUCACCAGGGGUUGGAAAGACAGAACUUGCUCUGGAAUUUGCUUACAGGUAUUCCCAGAAAUACAAAAUGGUUUUCUGGAUUGGUGGCGAAGCUCGAUAUUUCAGGCAGAAUAUAUUGAACAUUUCACUCAAUUUGGGCUUGGAUGUAAGUGCAGAUCCAGAGAAGGAAAGAGGAAGAAUCCGAAGCUUUGAUGAGCAGGAAACAGAAGCAUUCAAGAGAGUAAAAAGAGAUCUUUUCAGGGACAUGCCCUAUCUACUCAUCAUUGAUAAUUUGGAGACUGAGAAGGAAUGGUGGGAAGGCAAAGAUCUGCAUGAUCUGAUCCCGGCUAAUACCGGAGGCACCCAUGUGAUUAUCACAACUAGGCUGUCAAGAGUAAUGAACUUUGAUCAAAUGCAGAUUCAGCCGUUGCCACUUUCUGAUGCAAUGCUAUUGAUUGGAGGAAGACAAAAGAAGGAAUAUCCGGCUGCAGAGGUAGAGAUUCUUGGGAAGUUUGAUGAGAAGUUGCGGAGGUCAAGUUUCGGACUUUGGCUAGUUGGUUCACUGCUUUCUGAACUUGCAAUUUCUCCUGCUACCCUAUUUGAAGCUGUAAAUCAGGUCCAAGUUGAAGAAGCAACGUAUUCAAACUUGAGCAUUGCAGAUCAGCAAUUCUGUAGAACCAAUCCUUUCCUGAUGAAAGUCCUGGGAUUUUGUGCUGCUGUCUUGCAGCAACCUACCGAUAGCACAAACCUUCUUGCCUCUAGAAUGCUUCAGGUUGGAGCUUGGUUUGCUACAGCACCCAUUUCAGCAAAUUUAUUGGCCGUUGCAGCAAAGCACAUGCCUGCCUCCAAAAAUAGGUUGAAGAAGUGGUCGACUAGCAUGAAACUCACUUUCGGGUGUUGCUCGGGCUGUUGUUUAGCUAACCAGGGAUGGACUGGCGAAGAGGAAUCAGCCUAUCUCUUAGUUAAAAUGGGUUUGGCACGGAAAGCAAAGAGGCAGCCUGGAUACUGGAUACAAUUUCACCCCAUUACUCAGAUAUAUGCAAGGAGGAUUAAAGACGGACUGGUUGCAGCCAAGGCAACCGUUCAAGGUGUGAGGAAAUUUGGGGACACACUUCUGAAUUUAGAGCAUUUAUGGGCUUCUGCAUUCAUCGUGUUUGGAUUCAAAUCUGAACCCCCAGUCGUCCAGCUCAAGGCAAUGGACAUGGUUCUUUUCAUUCGAAGGACAGCUCUCCCUCUGGCACUGAGAGCCUUCACUAUAUUUUCAAGAUGCAACUCAGCAUUAGAGCUGCUCAAGGUCUGUACUAAUGUUCUUGAAGAGGUGGAGAAAACAUUUGUUUCUCAAAUACAGGACUGGUGCCACGGUUCUCUUUGUUGGAAAAAGAGGCUACAACCCAAUCAAAGAGUGGAUGAAUACGUAUGGAAAGAAGUGACAUUGUUGAAGGCUACACUGCUGGAGACCAGAGCAAAAUUGCUGCUUAGAGGAGGCCAUUUUGAUAGUGGGGAAGAGCUUUGCAGAACUUGUAUCAGUAUUAGGACAGUAAUGUUGGGGCACAGCCAUGCUCAUACUUUGGCUGCUCAGAAGACACUGGCAAAGUUAGUUAGGAUGAGAAGCAAGACGUGA
Messenger RNA from Coffea arabica (coffee), 3009 nucleotides. RefSeq lists its product as uncharacterized. Gene Ontology annotation, biological process: recombinational repair. Lineage: Eukaryota; Viridiplantae; Streptophyta; Magnoliopsida; Gentianales; Rubiaceae. The record is from RefSeq and is a predicted model, not a curated record. Gene Ontology annotation, molecular function: ATP hydrolysis activity; ADP binding.